Messenger RNA from Nilaparvata lugens (brown planthopper), 1505 nucleotides. RefSeq names its product AN1-type zinc finger protein 1. Gene Ontology annotation, molecular function: zinc ion binding. Bases 630 to 1463 code for a protein of 277 amino acids. Gene Ontology annotation, cellular component: cytoplasm. The transcript is spliced from 6 exons. NCBI's taxonomy places the organism in Eukaryota, Metazoa, Arthropoda, Insecta, Hemiptera, Delphacidae. The record is from RefSeq and is a predicted model, not a curated record.
AUUCACGCAAUCAUCUGAUCGAUAUUCGGUCGCAAUCAGCUGACCGUUGUCGUUCCGGGUUGGUACUCUUUAUUUUAGGCUUUGAUGUAUUCUGUUUCUGUGAAACAGAUCCAGCCAACGAGCCAACCUCUAUCCAUUUUUGUUUUUUUCUUGGGCAAUAAACUGUUAGCUUCCGGACGGCUCUCCUGAAGGCGGUCUCAUCCAAUUGCCUCACACUAUUAGGCAGCUUGUUGUAGAAUUUCAGGGCUGAAAUCCUGUAACUGGCCUGUGAUCGGUGGAGGAGUCUCCUGGGGAUAUCAAACAGCUCACUGCGCAUGGUGUUGUGGCGGUGGAUGUCACUACGGGCAGCUAGAGUUUAGGUAUGGACAGUCAAGUGCAAGUGGAAGGCCGACUGUUGGACAUAGUUGAUGACGAGUGGCGUGAAGAAGAGCUCCCUCAUAACGACAUCAACGUGCCUCUGGCCGAGCUGCCCGACCCCGAAGCUGACAACGGCGACUCGCACAUCACGCUCAAGGAGGCCGAUGCCAAGUGGACUGACCUGGCUCUCAACAUUCUCAAUGACCAGCACCAGACCACCAACAACUAACUUAUCCUCUCAACUACAAUUUUAUAUACAUUAAAAAGACAAAAUGGAAUUCCCUGAAGCAGGCAAACGAUGUAAUCAUUUGGAAUGUAAACAGUUAGAUUUCCUUCCUAUCGUAUGCGAUUUUUGUAAACUCGUUUUUUGUAAGGAUCAUUCUUCUACAAUUGGUCAUUCUUGCCCUAAAAAUGUAGAUAAUUCGGUACCCAACUCAAAGGUUUCAGAUGCUGUUAGCUACAAGUGCACUGAAGAUGGGUGCUCACAGAGCGGUGUUGUCCCGAUGUUGUGUGCCAACUGUCAAAAACAUUUCUGUCUAGCACAUCGACAUCAUGGAUGUUUUGAUGCAAAGCCGGCAAAAAAGGAAAUUGAUAAGCUACGAGCACAUAAGGAACUACAAAAUAAAGUCAAAGCUGAAAUGAACAAACAGGUGGAUUUGACUUUGAAGGCAGCUCAGAAGAAAUCGGCAGCAAGCCGAGCAUUAGCCAACAAACUCAAGUUGAUGAAGAUCAAGGGUAAAGCAGUGGGCGACUUCCGGGUACCCACUACAGAUCGCCUCUACUUCCUGAUUCAGCCGCCCCUCACGACGCCCGGCAAGGAGACCAAGCCCAUCUACCUGUCCAAGGACUGGUCUAUUGGCAAAGCCACCGACUACUGUGCUAAACGGCUCAACAUCGACAACCACAACAACCAGCUCGACAGCCCCAAGUUGCGCCUCUUCCUGCAGGAGACUGGUCAACUCAUAACUCACGACAUGGACACCAUUUUAGGCUCCUUCAUCAAUGAUAGCAUUAUCGAUGGCGAUUCAUUAGUGCUCGAGUUUAUUGAUUUCGAAGUUGCUAAGCAAUGUGGUCCGGUAAGAAUUGAUCCUGAGAAAUAUAAUUGACUCUUUUAUCGCUUAAAUAAAUAAUUAUUUCCUUUCUGCUAA